AUGUCGUUAUUCGAAAGUGCCCGACUACUCUUAUUCCACGAAAAUUCAAACUCUCUCAUCGGUUCAUUGGAAAUCGACUUAUUGAGAAAUCGAAACGUCCAUAUACAGGGAUUAGUUGUCAGGAAUCUGGCGAAGCGAAGGAAGGAGUUGCAAUAUCUUGCCGAGGCCAAUUUACCCAACAAUAUCCUUGGUCAAGUUCGAUUACGGCCAGAUGCGCUUAUUGGGUACCAUGCUGGAAAAGUGUGGCGACUACUGAAAUCCUACAAGGUGGAAACCGAUUUUACUGAGGAUGAAGACUGGCUAGUAUAUGCCAGCAUCAGAAUGGACAUUCAACUCGCAGAAAUGUUGUGGAAUGCUGGCUUUAAAGACGUUGAUGUACUGAGCGACGAAGGAUUUACUUGUUUGAUGGUAUUAGGUGCGGAUCCGUACCGCAAGAGAUUGGACUCCCCAGCUUUGCAUUAUGUCGCAAAGGGGUUUGGCUUGCGUUUGUUGAAGCUGGAAAAAGUUGACUUUGAUCCAUGGGAUCAUAAAGAAGCCUUGGAAUUAAUGAACCUUCUCCAGCGGGACUCAUAUCUGGAUUCUUGUGUCUGUGCCUGCUCUAAGCGUGGCUGCUGUGUUGUUACCAGCUUUGUGCGGGCUUCUACAAGAUCUCAUUUAGAAAGACCCUUCAUGGGUAGAUUGGAUGGAGUCCAACUUCCAGAUUGGUAUAAGUAUGCCACCUUUGGGAUAGGCACUCUGUUCGAAAACGACCCGGAAGCUCUUUUUCGAGCUCUCACUUUUGAAACUCUGGAAAUCCGGCAUACUUGUGUGCAUGUCGCAGGGCCAGGGGACAAGCCGAAACAUCCAGAUGAAAUCAAGGAGAUGCAGUGGGAAUGGGAGGAGCCCAUCCAACUUCUAGAACAGUUGACAGAUGAAUUCGUUUUUGCAUGUGAACACUCACAUUUAUCAAUAUUUGAUUUUCUGGAAAAUUAUUGGAAUGUUCGCAUGGAGGAAUGUCUUUUUCCCUCUCGAUCUUCACGUCACAAAGAUAUCCGUCAAUUGCGUGAGAUCGGAAUUAUUCUAGAAAAGGACCAUGCUAUAAAAGACCAAGGAGGAUCGGAAGAGAGAUGGGAAGAUGAAUCAGAAGAGGAAUCUGAAACUUGA
Penicillium malachiteum is the source of this 1143-nucleotide messenger RNA. RefSeq lists its product as uncharacterized. The transcript is spliced from 2 exons. Bases 1 to 1143 code for a protein of 380 amino acids. NCBI's taxonomy places the organism in Eukaryota, Fungi, Ascomycota, Eurotiomycetes, Eurotiales, Aspergillaceae. The record is from RefSeq and is a predicted model, not a curated record.